This is a messenger RNA of Silurus meridionalis, 5385 nucleotides long. RefSeq names its product SPHK1 interactor, AKAP domain containing. Bases 301 to 4599 code for a protein of 1432 amino acids. Gene Ontology annotation, molecular function: protein kinase A binding. The record is from RefSeq and is a predicted model, not a curated record. The transcript has 12 exons. NCBI's taxonomy places the organism in Eukaryota, Metazoa, Chordata, Actinopteri, Siluriformes, Siluridae. Gene Ontology annotation, cellular component: cytoplasm.
UCGUGCGUGCAGGUCCUGGCGCGGGCGCACAAACGGUAGGGAAGAAGAAGAGAAGAAGGAAGAGAGCGACUGAGAGAGAGAGAGAGAGAGAGAGAGAGAUACACGGAGAGACAAUUUGGGAUUUAAUUGUGUGGAAUUACUGAAGGUUCUGUACUUUGUUUAACGGACGGACGGCGGGAUGGCGGGAGCGCAGCGGCUGCUGUCCACGCUGGGGAAUUUCCAGUCUUCGGCUCUAUUUGAGGACUUUGUAGAAACCGAAGGAAUUAAAACCGAAAGCAGCUUUGGAUCCACUGUCUCAGCAUGCAAAAAGUUCUGUGUGGUAACAGUGUGCUAGACACGUGCGAUUACUGGCUGAAGAAUGACAAGUCGCUUUGCAGAGUCAAUUUCCUUGAAGACCAACAUGAUGGCGGCUGCACUAUCUGCUUUGUAAGUUUGGACACAAGUGCAACUGACCAACAUGACAACAUCUGCCUCAAGAAGCUGGCAACUGUGUCUUCUGAUCUGCCAAGACUGGUUGAGGGGCUUGGUUCUUGGCCACUCAAAGAACAUGAAAUUCUGCUGUUAAAUGGCCUGGAGUCACCUGAUACUUACUCACGUGACCUUGCACAUUCACAUAUCCAGAGAGCAGCUGAUGUGUGUGUGAUUCAAAAUGCCAGUCGAUGUCGCCCAGUUAAGUCAGACAGCCUCGUCCUUCAGAUUAACAAGUUCCUGAUUGGUCUACAGUAUGGGCAGGAGAAGCAGCGACAUAUUCGUUUGGCUAAUCAGCGUGUCUGUGAUGAUGACACAAACCGUUCCGUUUCAUCCAUAGAGGAGGAUUUCCUAACAGCCUCCGAACAUUUGGGGGAAGAAAGUGAGGAUGACAAAAAUGAGACAGAUGUUGGAGUUUUACUAGAAUCAACUAAAAUGCAAAAGACAAAACAAACUAAGAAGAAGAGCAUGAUGGAGAGAGAUGCCAGUGAAGACUCAGACACGCUUUGUGCUUCCUGCAAAUCUCAUAAAGUUUCCAGGACUUCCAACAGACGUGACAAUAUCACUUCUAAAAAUAGGAAACAAAUCAACAAAGAGUCAAAUUAUGCCUCCAGCCUUGCCGAAUCCGUUCUGCAGGAUGCAUUUAUCUACCUUUCUCAAGACGAGUCAUCCUUUUCCAAUGAGUCAACAGUGUCUAUCUCUAACUCUCCAAAAAAAUCAUUAGAUGAGGCCUCUAGAACAAGAACACACUCCUUUGAACUUCCAAAAAUUGUAAUAGUCCAGAGUCCUGAUAACUGUGAUGAGCCAUCUGAAUGGCCUGGAACACAAUCCUUUGGUGCACCUGAAAACCAGGACAGACAAGAGGCAGGAACUCACAUUCAUCACAGCUCUCCAAUAAGGCAUACAGCUAAGCCUGUAGAGAUAGCUUUAGCAUGUGCUGCUAGCAUCAUCGGCACAAUCAGCAACCCACAGGUCACGAAGCAACUAGUGCUAGAACCAGCAAAUGAUGAGGAGGAAAAGGAUGAAGAAGAGGGCAGAGAGUUAGAGCAAAGAGACUAUUCAUUACCUUCUGGAAUAUGUGGAAUGUCCCAAGUAACAGGAGCAGUACAAACAGCAGGUGUAACUAAAGAUUCGUGUGAAUUGUCUGCAACAUCAGUUGGACUGCUAUCAGCGGCUCAAGCUUCCACAGCCAUUACAUUACACUGCAGUGUAGCAGAAGGAUCCAGUAUGGACACAUUUAGAUCCACCAUAGCUGAGAUUUUCUUAAAGGAAGCUUUAGAAGUCCUCAUCCACAAACAGAACUACACCAGCAUAGCAAACUUCUUGGAGACCACACAUAACAAGAUUGUGGAUGGUAUCAUGCAUCCAAGAAGGUCCUAUCAGAACCAUAUGACAAUGGAUGAUUUUACCCAAGAGAUGGCAGAGAGCAUGUUUAAAUAUGCAAUGGAGAAAGCUGUAAAAAGAAAAGAGCAUAGAGAGAAGGAUGCCUCCAAUGUCCACAACUUAAUCUUGGAGAGUGUAAACAGCUUGUUUUUUGAUGUUCUGUGUGCCACAUCAAGAAAAUUUGGUGAUAUUUCAAAAUCUACCCCGGAGUUAUCGGAUAGGAAAAUAAGUGAAGUCAGUGCAAAAGAAUAUGAGGCCACCACAAAGCCUGGAGGUGAAGCAAUAAGUCAACUGCAGCAUUUAACUGAACUUAAACAGCCUGAAAAUACCAAUGAGCUAGAAAAGCUUUCUUUACUUUCAGGAACAAAGGAACAAGAGCACCGAGCCAUGCAAGCAGAGAAAGAGAAUGAAACACAUGUGAAUGAGAACACCAAACACACACAAAACAAAACUACUUCUGCUACAAUUAAAGAAGCUUCAUCUACAGGAACUAUGGCAGUGUCUAAAACGAAUCAAGGUGAGUCCAAGACUCCUGUUGCAUGUUUUGCUGAAGACCUGGCAACCACUGUGGUCUCUAUGGCUACAGAGCUAGCAGCAAUAUGUCUGGAAAAUUCGAGUGGCAAGCAACCCUGGUUUUGUGCCCUUAAGGGAGGAUCUGAAGUGUCUGAGGGCCUUUUGUUGCCCUGUCGCACAAUUGCACCUUUCCGGAGAAAAGAGACACAGAAUGGAGUAGUGACAGCUAAAAAGCACCGUGCACCUCGCCUCAGCGAGAUCAAGCGCAAAACCGAGGAGCAGCCUGAGCUCAUGGAGCGACUAGUGAACCGUGUAGUUGAUGAAACCGUCAAUCUUGAUGAUCCAGCAAUGUCAGACCCUUUUGCACUUUUUGCCUCAGAGGUCACAGCCAGGAUUAUGAACUGUCCUGAACUGAAUGUAGUGGACACAUCCAAAUCAGGUCAGUCAUCUCGCAGCCGACUACAAUGUGAGAGAUGGAGCAGUCGUGGAAAAGCCUCCAGCUAUGAAAGUAUCCCAGAAGAAGAAGCAGAUCCUUCGGGAGCGCCCAAUACAUUAGAUCCAGGAAGCAGACUAGGUCACAACUUAAGCAGGGGAAGCUCAAUAUCUAAGCAGUCCAGCUGUGAGAGUAUUACUGAUGAGUUUUCUCGUUUUAUGGUUAACCAGAUGGAGACAGAAGGCAGAGGGUUUGACCUACUGCUGGAUUAUUAUGCUGGGAAAAAUGCCACCAGCAUCCUAGCAGCUGCUGUUCAACAGGUGACAAGCAAGAAAAAUGGUCACCUCAAUGUUCGGACAUCAUCAUCCCUUUCCAAACAGUCCAGUACAGAAAGCAUUACUGAGGAGUUUUAUCGUUACAUGCUCAAAGAUAUGGACAAAGAAAAUAAAGAUUAUGGAAUUACUAAAACCAAAGAUUGGAGCAACACCCUUUUGCCUCUACCCUCUAGAACCCCCUUCUGCAUCCGUCAAUCAUCUGUUCCAGACAGACGAUCAUCUGACUCAAGGCUAACAGUAAACUCUCCCAUUAAGGCCAACUCGUUUGAUGGAUUUGCCCGAAAUGUCCAUGGUGACUCUCUCAACAUUUAUCCAUCUAACUCUGUGUCAUCCACAGGAUUAUGUAAAUCUGAUUCCUGUUUGUACAAGCGUGGACAGACAGACCAUAUAACAGAUAUGCUUAUCCAUGAGACCUGGGCCAGCUCUAUUGAGUCUCUGAUGCGUAAAAACAAAAUCAUAACCGAACCCUCUGAGGACAGCACAGAGCAAGACUCCUCCGAAUCGCAACCACAUGUCCAGUGCUUUGCAAAUCGCCUAGCCUCAGACAUUGUUGAGAGUGGCAAGUCACUUAUUGGAAGCCAACAGGAAGUCAUGGCUAGUCAUGCUUCAGUUGGUGAAAGGAGGCGAGGUUUUGUGCAGUCCUGCUCAAGAAUUGGCCAAAACUGGUCCCAGCAAGAGAGUGCAAAUCAUGGACAGAGGGAAGUACCUCUGAUCCACAUUGAGCCAGAUCAAAAGGAUGAGGGAACUAAAGACAUGGAGUAUGAUAGUCACUUUAUCAGAGAUUCAAACACCAAUGUUCAACCUCAAAGUAGCAGCGAAAAAGGAACAUCAAUCCAGAACAGGCACACCAGCAACAGGACAACCACAGCACCCUCUACCAGUGUGGAAGGCACAUGUCGCUCUUUCAGCACUAGCAGUGAGGAUAGUGGCUCAGGUGGUUGGGCUCAAGUUGCCCCGGAUGAAGAUCCACAGGAGGAAACCACAUGUAGUUUUAUUCAUUUAAGUGAAGGAAAUGGUAACAGUAGUGCAUCUAGUCUCGGUGUUGCAGAUCUCGAGGGCUUUCCAGAAAGCUCCAGUUCCACUGGGUUUAACAGUGAGGAGAAACUGAGGGUAAUACAGAGUCAGGAACAAACAGAUGAGGUGACCUCAGGUCUGUCAACAGCAGGAAGUAGUUGUCACAGAGAGCUGCAAGUGAUGAACUUUGACCUAGAAGUGGAAGACAUGGAUAGAGAGAUGCGAGCGACACUGCAGUGGAUCGCAGCAUCUGAGCUUGGCAUCCCUGCACUGUACUACAGAAAAACUCUCCAGCACACUUAUACCAAGUUUCAGAAAGUGGUGCACCUGGCUGCUCAGAGAUCCUGGUGUGUGGGAGAUUUAUUCAGACUUGUGUUGCAAUUUUGUCGACUCCAUAGUGAGGGUGAAGAAGAGCUUGGACUGUUUGACUGGCUUCUGAAAACACAGCGCUAACAUACACAUACACACUCUCACAAACACACUGUGGCAAAGGCCUGUUGUUGAGAGCCCCAACUCUGCAACCACUUUGUACUGUAUGUCUCACAGUGGUGUCUAAAAGUCUAACCUUUUUCUCUCCCUCUCUCACUUCUCCUUUCUCUAAUUCUUUUUCUCUGUUUGUUUGACAAUGGGCUUUUACAUGUUUUCACUUUUCAUAACAUUGCAUCAUGAGAUCAAAUUAGCCACUGCUUCAGAGACCCUCUGUGAUUGGAGGACAUAUUUUUGGCGUAGCCAGUCAGUCAGUCUGGUAGGCGGGAUAGAUAUAAAAAAAAAGCCAUUUUGUAGCUUGUAAAUUUAUAAAUGUAGUUCGUGGCAUUUUGUUCAAAGGUAAAAAAUCUAUGUGGAUAUGAAAUGAUCUACUGAAUAUGAUAGAGAAUAUAUCAGUUGUGUAUAACAAUCUGAGUGCAGCAUUUCACAGAAUAAGGAUUUUGCUUCAGUUAUACUUUUAAAAGCACACCUGAUUGUUUCUGUGGUACAUUUAGAAAUGUGUUACAGUAUGUUGUGAGUAAAAUGAUUUAUUUUAGUUAGGUGUAAAUAAUGAAGUUUGCAUAAGUGAUUUACAGUAGUUGUGCGUGAGUACAGUUUGUCAUGUAAAAAACCUGUAUAUGUCAAAUUCAUUGCGUGAAAUGUAAUUGCAUAAUUACAGUAGUAUUCUGAACAUCAGCACGUAAAGCACAAAGGCAUCUAAUCUAUGACCAUAUAUCUGAAUGUAUUUAUCUUUUCAAAAUCAAUAAAAUUGUA